GUCUGCAGGACAUGCUCAUAUUUUGUCUACCCAUGUCCUUUUAUUAAAAAUUAUCUAGACAUUUCACAUAGAUGCAGAGAUCACCUGCCAGUUUCACACGUAAGGUUUUAUGACAAAACCACAGGUCAGAAAUCAACAGGACAGAUGAUUUCAAUCUUGUGAAGCAGUGUCGGUCGCGCAAACGUAUCUGUAGGUUAGGGAGGCAUUAACGCUCAGUGUCUGAUAGCUUAAAAGCCUUUGUUUUUUGUGUCCAUCCACAAAAUAUCAAAGGGACAGUAGGUUAUUAUAGACAAAUCUCUUUUGGUUACUCUAAAUUCAUAUCCCUCCAUUUUUUUUGUGAUCGCCUCUAAAUUAUCGCAGCCAUGUGGGAGUUCCGGUCCAUGUCUUUUUGGCGGGCUGUGUUUGCUGAGUUCUAUGGCACAAUGUUCUUUGUAUUCUUUGGGCUGGGAGCAGCUCUGCGCUGGACCACCGGACCACACAAUGUGCUCCAAGUUGCCUUUUGCUUUGGGCUGGCAGCUGCCACACUCAUCCAGUCCAUUGGCCACAUCAGCGGUGGUCACAUCAACCCAGCGGUCACAUUUGCCUACCUGAUCAGCUCCCAGAUGUCCCUUUUUCGUGCUUUCUUCUACAUCUGUGCUCAGUGCUUGGGUGCUCUAGCUGGAGCUGCUGUGCUGUAUGGGGUCACACCAAACAAUAUGAGAGGCAAUCUGGCCCUGAACACGCUUCAGCCAGGCAUCAGUCUGGGAAUGGCCACAACCAUAGAGAUAUUCCUGACUUUGCAACUUGUGAUCUGUGUCUUCGCUGUGACGGAUGAGAGGCGAAACGGGCGACUGGGCUCUGCUGCCCUGUCCAUUGGCUUCUCAGUGCUUGUGGGCCACCUGCUGGGGAUGUAUUACACUGGAGCUGGAAUGAACCCUGCUAGGUCUUUCGCCCCUGCUGUGCUCAUUAGGAAUUUCAUUAACCAUUGGGUGUACUGGGUGGGCCCUAUGAUUGGCGGUGCUUUGGGUGCUCUGCUGUAUGAUUUCUUGCUCUUUCCACGCAUGCGUGGUCUAUCUGAGCGAUUGUCUGUGCUUAAGGGCAAUCGGCCCCCCGAGGCUGAAGCCCAGCAGGAGACCAGAGGGGAACCCAUUGAGCUCAAAACACAAGCCCUAUAAACACUGCCAGGAAACGUUGGAUCCCUUACGCAAAACAUGCAAUCAUUUCACACACCUUAUCUCAACACAUUGUCAACAUACCAACUGCAUCAGCCUUAGGAGGAAACGCACACAUUUCCAAAGGCAAUUAAGACACUAGAACCCCUUCCGAAGGACUAAGAAUGAGGGUAAGAAGAGGAACUGAGGACUGCACUCUGUACCGGCAGGUGUAGGGAGUGAGCUAGUGCCUGCUGAUCAGGUGGCUAACACUGUUUAGGCCAGGGGCUUCUUUGUCAUUUCUAGUCUACUAUGAGUGAACUACACUAGAAGUGGACUUUUGCAUACUUUCCAGUUUCACAGGGUUUAAAAAUGAUUCAUUUUAUUUCAGUUUUUUUUUUCGUUUUGAUUAUUUUCUUUGAUAUUUCAGCGACAUGACACGUGUUUUAUAUUAUUAGCAUUUUGCAAGUUUACAUUUCAUUCUACUUAAAGUCUACUUUACAUUACUCAAUUGUGUGUGCGUGCGCAUGUGCGUGGUGUGUGUGUGUGUGUUUUCCCGACAGUUUCCAGUUUGGCUCUUCCAUUUCCACCAUCCGCCAUGUGACUGUAAAAAUGUGAUGUUCUGAUUUCACAAAAUGAAGGAUUCAUCCCCCCCUUAAACCUUGGUAUAGGUUGAUGUUGAUUAACAGCUAAAAUUGACAUAAAUCCUUUGGGAAUUUGGAUCCCUAUUUGAGUUUGUUUCAAACUGUUGUAUCGUUGACCUGUGGCCUAAUGGCCCAGGAUGUGUUUCUCUAAAAGAAACACAGUGUCACCAUCAUUCAUUUAAAAAAUAAAAAAACGAACAAAUACACAAAACAAGUCUAUUGUUCGACCCUAACUUUUACAUUUAUCUUUUACUUAUUUUCCCCCAUUGCCAUUUUCAAGUACCUCCAAAUAUAUUAGAGAUUACAUUAUUGUGCGAGGCUGUUUGAUUUGUACUGUUUCAGGCAUUUUCAUUGAAUUUAAUAUUUUUUCUGCCAAAUGAAUCUGCAUGCAAAGAUUUUCUGUUUAGAUUAGUGGGUUUGGCAUUAUUUUGUGUGUAAAUAGCAAGUUAGGAAAAAGCAAUCAGAUUUUGUUUAGGACAAGAGAAUAUUUGUGUAGUUAACUGUGGAACAAUGUAAAACCUCACUAAUUUGAGAAGAAGUGAAUCAGAAAACAACAUUAUACAGUGGCAUUUACCAUUUCCUUGUUUCACUGCAGAGGUGAAUAUUUCUGUUUUUCUUUCAUUUUUAGGGCAUUUGACUAAAAACGGGGUCAGUGUGAGGGUAAAGCAAAGUCAACUCUUCCUCAGUCUGAGGUUAUGGGACUGCUGAGUGACAAAAAUGUCUGGAUUUCUCUAGCGUGUGUUGUAUUGGGUGGUAAAUGCACAUUGAUGUUCUUGUAGCUUUUGGAUCUGAUAGAAUGAAAAGGCAAUCCCAGGUGUUCUGUCGCCAUUUGCUGCACUCUUUCCAAUUAUUCACUUGCCUCUUCUGAUCCAAGACCUGACUGAAGGGAGGGAAGACGAGAUUUGGUUGUAAGAUCAUCAAACUUCACUGAUUCAGUCAGAUCCAGUGGCACUGUAAGCAUUCUGCUUAACAGCUUGAAGACAUUUAAUUAAAUGGACUUUCUAGAAACGUCAUUGUUUACAUGAAAAUCAGAUAUAAUUUUGUACACAAAGUGUUAUAUAAAGUGUAAAGGUUUAUUUUUAAACUGUUAAAGCUAGCAAAGUAAAAAUGAUCAUUUCAAGUUACUGAAUGUUUUGAUGGGUGUAAGGGUUUUGGAGUGUGUAAUAAUUCCGUAGUGCUUGAAUCUUACUAACAACUGUUGAUUUUUUUUUUUUUUUUUUUGCAAUCUCUAAAUUAUCACUCAUACUUGUUUAAUGGCCUUUUUACUUAUGGAAAAUGAGACAGUCAUUCUGGUCAAACGAGAAUCAUGUGAUACUCAGGCAAGACAUUCUGUGGCAUUUUUUUAUUUAUCAGAUGAAUAUAAAACAUGAAUCUGAAAUAUGAACAUUUCUUAAAAAAAAACAAAACAGAUUCUCAUAUACUUGCUUUAAAUUUUUUGUCACAUCGACUUAAAAGGGAAAACCUCACAUUUUCAACUUUUACAUUUUUCAUUACUAAACCUUUAUGUGGUUGAGGGACAUAUUUAGAAUCAAUGAUCAGGCAGGUUCACUGUGAAUACAUGAAAAAUGUGUGUUUUAAUAUGAAUUCGUACACAAAAAUUUGUGACAUUCCCCUUUAGGAAUUUGUUUAUCCAAAAGUACAUACCCACAAUUACUGUUGGCACCUUUGUAAAAACAUCCCAUUUGAUAAUGUGGUUUUCAAACCACUGAGUAAAUUAAAGAUUUAUAUUUUACAACAUAUAGAACAGUAUUUUUUGGAAGGCAGAAUCACAGUUUAAAGGAAACAAAACUAUGUAUAUUACAUUUGAAUUUUAAGAAAGUUGACAAUUUAAAGUAUUAAGACAGAAAAUAUGCUGAGACAGUGUUUUGUCUACACGUAUUCAUCAUUUGGACAUACAACCUUAAUGUUAUUUUGUGCACAAAAAAAACCAAAAACAUUUUACACGGUUGUGAUAGGUUUCCAAAGAGGCAUUUAUCAAUGUUUGUCAUUGUGAAGUAACAUUAAUGUUAAAAUGGAGUAAGAGAUCAGUGUGCCACUAAAUGAGCAGAUGAUACAUAACAAUGUAAAAUCCACUAGUGAUAUGAUAUAAAAUUGACAAAUUGUGAUUUAUCUCAUUCGCCAAACCUGACUGUAGCAUCAUAAGAAUACUGAAUAUUAAAUAGCAAAUAUGUGAUCAAAAAACAA
Messenger RNA from Myxocyprinus asiaticus (Chinese sucker), 3958 nucleotides. RefSeq names its product lens fiber major intrinsic protein-like. The record is from RefSeq and is a predicted model, not a curated record. Gene Ontology annotation, biological process: transmembrane transport. Gene Ontology annotation, molecular function: water channel activity. Gene Ontology annotation, cellular component: plasma membrane. The coding region runs from base 363 to 1154 and encodes 263 amino acids. The transcript has 4 exons. NCBI's taxonomy places the organism in Eukaryota, Metazoa, Chordata, Actinopteri, Cypriniformes, Catostomidae.